CCGUGACGCAGCAGCUCUCCAAUCUAAAAAGCUCCAACAUCCACACGGAGCGGCAGUUUCUGUCUCCAUCUCCGUCUCGUUGAAUCUGCUGCAGGAACCGAAGCUGCGUUUGACACGGCGCGUAGCGUUGAUGCAGACCCAUGAUGGACGCCUGGCCAGCUGUGGCCUGGAUUCUGAUGCUGAUGUCAGUUUCUGAGUGGACGGAAACCGCAGAGUCACGGGAUUUCAGCAUGAAGGACAUUAUUCAGCUGCAUCCUUCAACCACACCUCAUCCAGGUGGUUUCAAAUGUUUCACAUGUCAGGACGCUGCAGAUAACUACGACUGCAACCGCUGGGCUCCAGAUGUUUACUGUCCAAAGGAUACCAGUUAUUGCUACACGCUCCACAUGAUGAAUAACCAUGGCGACAGCGUUUCUGUGACGAAGCGCUGCGCGACCUUGGAGCACUGCCGCUUCGCCGGCUGCGUCAACAUCACUCACAACGGCUUCCAGGUGUGCACGUCCUGUUGCCAGGGAAACAUCUGCAAUGUGCUGGUGCCGAGGAACGCCAGCGGCGCCGUGUUCUCCUCCACGGGGCCUCUGGUCGGCGCAGGCAGCACGCCGCAUCCCGCUGCACUACGUUACAUCACCCUCAUCACUGCCAGCAGCUGCUGGACACAUUUAAGAAGUCAAAUCAUUUAACACACAAAAUACCUUUUAAACUUGGAGUUUAUUAAGCUUACAGACGACUAUGUAGCGCUUUUUAACCAUUAUGUAUGUUGAAUAUUUAAAAAUGAAUCACUUUAUUUUCUUUGCAGGUUUUUUUUGUUUUAAUAAAAUGAACUACAAAUGUAAUUUGAAUGAUGUUUUACCCAGAGGAGAAGCUCAACACAAAAUAUUGUACAAAUGUUACAAGUACUUUGCUAUUUGUUAUUUAUACAUUUGAGAAAAGUGUGGAAUACAUUUGCAUCUCGAACUUUUCAAGCAUAAGCAAGAAAAUUUUAAUAGCUUCUGGUUGUCAGAGAACAAAAUUUAAUUUAAAAAAAAAUGCUUGAAAGGGGUUUGAAUUAUUUUCCAAGGCAACAUGUAUUAUAAGAAAUCAAAACAGAGCUUGUGAGUAAAGUCUUGAACCAUUAAAGUCGUUUAAUUUUAAACUAAAUACAGAACAAUUUAGGAAAAUAUCUUCAGUCACAUGCCUCAUUUUACCAAUUUACAAAUCAUAUUUAUCAACUGACAUGAACAAGGUAUAAUUUAGUGCUAUUUUAGAUCUGUGACUGAAAGUAUGAGCAUAUUUAAGAUGUUCAGAUACACUUAAAAUCACUGUGCAGGAAGAAAACAACUUAUUGUUUUGUUCUUUGCUGUUCAGCUGUGGAAGCUUUAUUCUGUAACUCUUAAUUAACUUUUAUGCAUUUUGGUUGAAAUUUUGUCACAUUUUUCUGUGAAUAAACUUCUAAAACCACC
This is a messenger RNA of Poeciliopsis prolifica (blackstripe livebearer), 1439 nucleotides long. RefSeq names its product ly6/PLAUR domain-containing protein 6-like. The coding region runs from base 141 to 680 and encodes 179 amino acids. The transcript has 5 exons. The record is from RefSeq and is a predicted model, not a curated record. NCBI's taxonomy places the organism in Eukaryota, Metazoa, Chordata, Actinopteri, Cyprinodontiformes, Poeciliidae. Gene Ontology annotation, biological process: positive regulation of canonical Wnt signaling pathway. Gene Ontology annotation, molecular function: acetylcholine receptor inhibitor activity.